Acaromyces ingoldii is the source of this 2052-nucleotide messenger RNA. RefSeq lists its product as hypothetical. Gene Ontology annotation, molecular function: zinc ion binding; DNA-binding transcription factor activity, RNA polymerase II-specific. The record is from RefSeq and is a predicted model, not a curated record. Bases 1 to 2052 code for a protein of 683 amino acids. Gene Ontology annotation, cellular component: nucleus. The transcript has 2 exons. NCBI's taxonomy places the organism in Eukaryota, Fungi, Basidiomycota, Exobasidiomycetes, Exobasidiales, Cryptobasidiaceae. Gene Ontology annotation, biological process: regulation of DNA-templated transcription.
AUGCCCAUGAUGCAGCCGAGCAGCAGUAGCAGCAUCAGCAUCAGCAGCGGUGGCGGCGGCGCGCCACGAGAGCCGCAGCUGGAAAAGAGGAAGAAGAAGCGGAGACGGCGAGGGCCCCGCCCGCAGGUGUGCGCCAACUGCCGGAGGCUCAAGCUAAAGUGCGACCGCGCACGGCCAUGCCGACACUGCGAGCGGCGCGAGAUCCAGUGCAUCUACCGCCUCGAGGCAGAGGAAGCUGCCGAGGAGGAAGACGAGGGUGAGGAUGAGGAGGGAGUAGCGGGCGAAGACGACGCGCCAGAUGCUCAGUCGCAGCAGGCUGCGUCGGGCCUCGUGGCCGCCCAUGCAGGAGAGCAACGUCACCCUCUGGGAGGCUCUGCAAGCAAUGGAUCGCCGAGCCAGAGAUCGGCAUCGGACAGCAGCAGCAGCAGCACCAGUACUAGCUCACAUUUACUCAAGAGGCCGACGGCACAGUACAGCCGCGACACCUGGUUCGACCAUCUACUUGACUUUUUUGGGCCCAGCCGGAGCGCAAGCCAUCGCACAGUGGCCUACCUCGUCGACCAGUCAAUGUCAUGGGCGUCGAGCAACCACUGGUUCGAGAUGAUCUACCUGCCUGGCUUGAAGCGCGACAUCCAGCUCGAGCGCAACCGCUCGCGUGUCAACCCUGCCCUGGCCUUUGCACUGACGGCCGUGGCCCUGCGGGAGCGGACUGCGUGGCAGCAGGGCAGGCGGCCCUACGGUAUCGGCCCGGGCCAUACCUUGAUCGCCGACGAGAUGCUGCCUGCCGCUCAGAGCCCGUACGACGUGUCGGAGCGCAUCAAAGUGGCCGCUCAGGCCUACCUCGAGCAGUCGAUUGUGUGCAUGCAGGGCGCAGCCGAGGCUGGUGGGGCUAUCUCCAUCGUCCAGUCAGCUCAGGCGGCGCUACUGCUCAUGCUCCUCGAGACCGAGGUGUCGCCCGGCUGCAUGUACUACCUCGGCCUUGCCUCGUCGCUCGUCCUCCGGUCGCCUCACGCCCAGGCCACCCUGGAUCACGAGGCGGCAACGACGACGGGCAACCGGUUCCAGGACAGCCCGAUGCAGCGGCCCAUGUGCGACGGCACCGUUGCCAGGAGCUCGACGCAGGUUGAGGAGGUGGCUAGGCUCCGUCUGCUGCCCGUCUGGUGGGGCUCGAGGAUCGGCAUGGCCUACUUCAACGUCGAGAUUGCCAACUCCAUCUACCGGCCCACCGACAUGGACAGCGCCUACGUGUUUGGGCCCUGGCCCGAGGAGCAUUCCUCUGUGACGGAAAAGGGCGAAAACGACUUUGCCGACUCUGUGCGCGCCCGCAUCCUUGGGCUCAAUGUCAUGGCGACGAACCUGCAAUCGCGAUUCUUGCCCUACGAACUUGACUACAGCCAGCCGACGGAGGCGCUGGCCAAGGUGCUGAAGUGUGUCGACGAUGAUGAGUUCAUCUUCAGCAUGCUCCUCGAGGCCCUCGACUGGGAGGCCCAGACGUUCUUUACCUUUAUGGUCCUCCGCUUCUGCACCAGCAUCUGCCAUCUCCACGGCAUGCUCAUCCGCCGCCUGGGCUUUGCCCACUCGGACGCACUCCGGCCGCGGAUCUGCGCACGAUUGCGAGGCGAGCAGCCGGCCAGCGACGACGGGCAGCUGGGGGGCAGCAACAUCACCUUCCAGUCGCCUAUCCUGAGCACCUGGCCCGACGUGCUGCGGCGCUACAUGAAGGAGAUGGACGAGGACUACGCCCAGGCGGUGGCCAGGCACCAGCAUAGUCCCGAGCACUUUUACGGGAGCGCAUCACCACCUUCAUUGCCCCAGCAGGCCACGCCGCAUUCCUCAUCACUCCGUCUGACCAAGUUUCAGCUCGAUGUGCUCAAGCUCUAUGUCGCUGCGACCAUCCAUCUGCGCAACGGCGUCAUGGAAGCGCUCAAGCUCGCCGGCCGCAGCGAGAACGACAUUGAGGACGAGGUGCUCGUCGUCCGGCUCAAGGACGCCAUGGACGAUCUCAGCAGGCGCAUCAGACGGCACCAGGAUGCCUUCAACGAGGGCGUGUGA